CUUUUUAUUUUUUUCAACUUUCUCAGCGAUUCAUUGUUUUGAAGUUUCAAAAUUUUUAUUGGUUUCUCAUACUCCACCAACCUCUGUUUUCUGUUUUCAGUUUCCACCACCUAAUUCACCUACCACAAGGAACCCGCGAACCAGUCCUUUUUACCUUUUUUUUUUUAAUUAUUCACAUAUACAUAUCCUUCGUCUUUUUUCAAUAUUCGCAGUGAUUCAUUGUUUCAAAGCUUCAAACUUUUGCAUUCUUUAGUGUUUCUAUUUCUUUGGAAAAGGUCUUUCUGUGUAGCAUCAAUGGAAGCUAAGUUGUUCAUAGCUUCUUCUUCUCCAGCUUCGUUUUCUGUUAACGGAACCACCAAACUUUCGAGACCCAGUUUUCCUUUAACUUCACAAACCAGGGAAUUUCCCAUCUUUAAGCUCCAUUGCUCUGCAAGGUUGUCAAAGACAGCCAUUCAAUCUCUUCAUGCUUCCACCAACUCUAUUGGAUCAACAAGAAUCAAGCCAAGGGUGGAUAAGAGCGAGAACUUGACCCUCGAGGCAGUGAGGUACUCGUUAAUUCGACAAGAGGACAGCAUUAUAUUUAGCCUUCUAGAGAGAGCUCAAUAUUGUUAUAAUAAGGAUACAUAUGACCCUGAUGCCUUUUCAAUGGAUGGGUUCCAUGGCUCCUUAGUUGAGUAUAUGCUUAGAGAAAGCGAAAAGCUUCAUGCCAAGAUUGGCAGGUACAGGAGCCCGGAUGAGCAUCCUUUCUUCCCUGAUGAAUUACCUGAGCCCUUGUUGCCACCUUUGCAAUAUCCACAGGUACUACAUCCCGCUGCUGAUUCAAUAAAUAUAAAUCCAAAAGUGUGGCAAAUGUACUUCAGAAAUCUUAUUCCCAGAUUAGUAAAGGCAGGAGAUGAUGGGAAUUGUGGAUCUACUGCCGUUUGUGACACUGUGUGUUUGCAGGCUCUUUCGAAGAGAAUGCAUUACGGAAAAUUUGUGGCAGAAUGUAAAUACCAGGCAUAUCCGGAUGCUUAUCGAGCUGCAAUAAGAGAACAGGACAGGGAUUGGCUGAUGAAGUUGCUCACAUAUCCGUCUGUGGAAGAAUCGAUCAAGAAAAGAGUAGAAAUGAAAGCUAGAACUUACGGACAAGUAGUGCCGGAUAAUAUGAACAUGAAGGAUGGUGAUCCGGUUUACAAAAUAAACCCAAGCUUGGUAGCCGACUUGUACGGGGACUGGAUCAUGCCAUUGACGAAGGAAGUCCAAGUGGAGUACCUGUUGAGAAGGUUAGACGGAUCCGAAUGAAUAAUAUAAGCAGUUUAUGAUGAAAACAGAGAUAAAAGUCAUAAGGGAUCAACUUUUCAUUAGCUGUUUGUUGAUGUUGUAAAUUGUUGAAGGCACUAAUAUGAACUACAACAUUAUUUUUAAGAUUUACCACAUUAAUUUCAUAGUCAUUUGAGAUUUUUUUUUUCUUUUGCAACUUAGUCAAAAGAAAGAAAUAAAAAAUAAAAAUCUCUUCAUUUCUUGCUAA
Molecule: messenger RNA, 1507 nt
Organism: Gossypium raimondii (Peruvian cotton)
Lineage: Eukaryota; Viridiplantae; Streptophyta; Magnoliopsida; Malvales; Malvaceae
Product: chorismate mutase 1, chloroplastic
Exons: 6
Coding region: 295-1281 (328 amino acids)
Biological process (GO): chorismate metabolic process; aromatic amino acid biosynthetic process
Cellular component (GO): cytoplasm
Molecular function (GO): chorismate mutase activity
Source: RefSeq, a predicted model, not a curated record